This is a messenger RNA of Mustela erminea (ermine), 1789 nucleotides long. RefSeq names its product pseudouridine synthase 1 (gene PUS1). Gene Ontology annotation, biological process: mRNA pseudouridine synthesis; tRNA pseudouridine synthesis. The record is from RefSeq and is a predicted model, not a curated record. The coding region runs from base 363 to 1502 and encodes 379 amino acids. Gene Ontology annotation, cellular component: nucleus. Gene Ontology annotation, molecular function: pseudouridine synthase activity; RNA binding. Lineage: Eukaryota; Metazoa; Chordata; Mammalia; Carnivora; Mustelidae. The transcript is spliced from 6 exons.
CCGUGCCGGGAGCAUCCAACACCACCGUGCUGGGCGCUCCGGGUGUUGUAAUGGUUCUCACUACGCACAGUGGGAGAGCUGGGGUUCUUCGGGUCUUGUUUUAGGUAACAGCGUGGGUGGCACCGGGGACACCGACGUGGCAUGAGGUCACCUGUGCCAGCGGGUCGGUGACUGCCUCAGGAACGGAGGGACCACCCCUGCUGCUCCGUGUGGGCCGUGAAAUGCUUUUGCGCCUGUGAUUUUGACGUGUAUUUUUGCCUUAGGCACCGUCUUGAGAGCUUUGCUGAGGCUCACUGUUUUCUGCCUACCUCAGUUUCCCCGUUAGGGAAUUGCGGGGGUUUGGAGAGCGACAGUGGCUCGCCAUGCUGAUGGAAGGACAUUCUGAGAGCCUGGCACUUGGCCGCCUUCCCCACCGCCGCAUCUCCGUCCCCCGCAGGAACGUUGGGUCGUCACAGUUUAAGACCAUCGAAGAUGACUUGGUGUCUGCUCUGGUCCGGUCGGGUUGUAUUCCUGAAAAUCACGGCGAAGACAUGAGGAAGAUGUCCUUCCAGCGGUGUGCCCGGACAGAUAAGGGCGUGUCGGCGGCUGGCCAGGUGGUGUCCCUCAAGGUGUGGCUGAUAGACGACAUUUUAGAAAAGAUCAACAGCCACCUUCCGCCUCACAUCCGGAUCCUGGGAUGUGCCCCUCAUGGCAGUGCCUUGUUUCAACCAAACCCCCGACACAGGAGUCCAGAUUUGGUUGAGUUAAAACAGGUGAUGACUCUCCUUUGUAACAAGGCUGGACUGAAGAGGGUCACAGGCGGCUUCAAUUCCAAGAACAAGUGUGACGCCAGGACCUACUUCUACAUGUUGCCCACAUUUGCCUUUGCCCACAAGGACCACGACGUGCAGGAUGAGAGCUACCGGCUGAGCGCGGAGACGCUGCUGCGUGUGAACAGGCUCCUCGCCUGCUACAAGGGCACACACAAUUUUCACAACUUCACCUCGCAGAAGGGGCCCCGUGAGGCCAGCGCUCGGCGCUACGUCUUGGACAUGUUCUGCGAGGAGCCUUUCGUGCGGGACAGCAUGGAGUUCGCGGUGAUCAAGGUGAAGGGGCAGAGCUUCAUGACGCACCAGAUCAGGAAGAUGGUCGGCCUGGUGGUGGCCAUCGUCAAGGGCUACGCCCCCGAGAGCGUGCUGGAGCGCAGCUGGGGGGAGGCGAAGGUGGACGUGCCCAAGGCGCCGGGGCUCGGCCUCGUCCUGGAGCGCGUGCACUUCGAGAAGUACAACCAGCGCUUUGGCAAUGACGGGCUCCACGAGCCGCUGGACUGGUCGCAGGAGGAGGCGGGGGUCACGGCGUUCAAGGAACAGCACAUCUACCCCACCAUCAUCAGCACCGAGCGCCACGAGCGGUCCAUGGCCCAGUGGCUGAGCACCCUGCCCGUGCAUGACUUCAACGCCACCGCCCACGCUGCAGCCUGCCCAGAUGCCAAGGUCCCCAGCCCCCCAGGAGACAGUGAUUGAGGUGGCGGCCGCCCGCUGGAGCGCCUUCGGGCUGGCCCAGUGUGUGCCGGGAACCGCUGCUGCCAUCGCUGCCGCUGCGGGCCGUCCUCAGCGACACAGGAGAGCCGUGCCGCGGCCCCGCAACCUCAGGGUCUUGAGACCUGCAUCACGUUGGGCUUCAUCCCAGGGAGGACCUGCUGUGAGUCUGUUCUCAGCUCAUGCAUUAACCGUAUACACCUCAGCAUGUAAAGGCACUAUUUUUUUAAAGAAGUAAUUUUUCUUAUUAAAUAAGUACAAACUUUGCUUAA